Molecule: messenger RNA, 411 nt
Organism: Haemonchus placei
Lineage: Eukaryota; Metazoa; Nematoda; Chromadorea; Rhabditida; Trichostrongylidae
Source: the annotation of a GenBank genome assembly
UUCGUUUCAGGAACUCGAACAGUUUCCAAUUUCGCUGUCUCGUCGUUGUCAAGGAAAACGUGUGUUGGAGUCUCAAUCUGCUUCGGCAAAUCGAUUUUCGGUAACUCUUCCACAGGCGGCUGGGGCGGUUCGGGUUUUGAUGCCGGUUCGGUUUUUCGGAUACCGGAGACUCUGAGCCAAAAGACUUCCUUCGUUACAGAGAUCCUCCUUACAAAGGCAGUAAUUGAUCAUACCACCGUCAGCAAUAGCGCAACCGAGUUGUACCGUUGCGGAUUCGCUCUUCGUCACGGACGCCACCAUUGACUCCGAUAUACACCGCUUUUCCAUGGUGAAUGUUACUCCUUCGUUCUGAGUUUGUCUAGUCAGACAGUAUUUCUCAUGGCUGGCGCAAACAGCUGGAGCACUGGUUGA